Molecule: messenger RNA, 1379 nt
Organism: Zeugodacus cucurbitae (melon fly)
Lineage: Eukaryota; Metazoa; Arthropoda; Insecta; Diptera; Tephritidae
Gene: Spx
Product: splicing factor 3B subunit 4
Exons: 3
Coding region: 262-1299 (345 amino acids)
Biological process (GO): positive regulation of mRNA splicing, via spliceosome
Cellular component (GO): U12-type spliceosomal complex; nucleolus
Molecular function (GO): RNA binding
Source: RefSeq, a predicted model, not a curated record
GAUAAUUAUUAUUACUUAAAAUUUAAACAUUCCUUCAACUCGCAUUGCUACCAACCGACAAUGCGAGAUCAUGGAAUUCGAUUUGGGGAAGAAUUAGAUAGUUUCAUGUUAUGUCAUCGUUGAUAGCGGGUUAAUCUUGGCGAAUACAUAUCGAUUGUAAUAAUAAGUGUAGUCGGGCUAUAAUUUUAACUAUCGAUUGUGAUAAUCAAGUAAUAUCAUAUAUAUUAUCAUUGUAAACAUAUUUUGAAUUAUUUAACAAAAAUGGCAGCAGGACCUAUAGCUGAAAGAAAUCAAGAUGCUACUAUUUAUGUUGGAGGUCUCGAUGACAAAGUUUCAGAGACAUUGCUUUGGGAGCUUUUUGUUCAAGCUGGACCGGUAGUUAAUGUUCAUAUGCCCAAGGAUCGAGUAACUCAAAUGCAUCAAGGUUAUGGAUUCGUAGAAUUCCUUAGCGAAGACGAUGCUGAUUAUGCUAUUAAAAUAAUGAAUAUGAUAAAAUUGUAUGGAAAGCCCAUACGCGUAAAUAAAGCUUCUGCUCAUCAAAAAAAUUUGGAUGUGGGCGCGAAUAUUUUCAUCGGCAAUUUGGAUCCCGAAGUCGACGAAAAAUUACUUUACGACACUUUUUCGGCAUUUGGGGUUAUUCUACAAACUCCAAAAAUAAUGCGGGACCUUGAAACUGGGAAUUCAAAAGGUUUCGCGUUUAUUAAUUUUGCCAGCUUUGAAGCCUCGGACGCCGCUAUGGAUGCAAUGAAUGGGCAAUAUCUUUGUAAUCGUCCUAUAUCGGUUUCUUAUGCAUUUAAAAAAGACUCUAAAGGAGAACGGCAUGGAUCAGCAGCUGAACGUUUGUUAGCAGCGCAGAAUCCAUCAUCUCAUGCUGAUCGUCCUCAUCAGUUGUUCGCAGACUCACCUGUUACAAAUAUGGUGACAGUUAUUCCAGGGCAAAUAAUUCCUCCACCACCUCUUAUGGCUCCUCCACCACCACCAGUGUCGUCAAAUAAUAUGUUGCCUCCACCUCCACCUGUGCCACCUCCACAAGUAACAGGAUUUCCCGCCGCAAUACCACCCCCUCCUCUACCGCCACUUUCUACUGGUCAGCCACCAUUGCCACCUCCAGUAGGUAUUCCACCUCCGCCACGAAUGUCUAGCUACGGUACAUCACCUCAUCCACCUUUUCCUAAUGGUGUUCCCUCAGUGCCUCCCCGUGUUCCUCAACAUAGUUGGAGACCACAAGGGUUUCCAACACCACCAUUUGCACCGCGAACAUUUAAUGGGGACUCUUCCGCUGUGGGUUAUCAAUACUGAUAUUUAACAAUAUUUUUGUACAUUCUAAUAAGUGUUGUAUUUCUCAUUGCUAGAAUUAAAAAACAAAUUUGGAGUUCUUA